Centruroides sculpturatus (bark scorpion) is the source of this 1494-nucleotide messenger RNA. RefSeq lists its product as uncharacterized. The transcript is spliced from 3 exons. The coding region runs from base 1 to 1494 and encodes 497 amino acids. The record is from RefSeq and is a predicted model, not a curated record. Lineage: Eukaryota; Metazoa; Arthropoda; Arachnida; Scorpiones; Buthidae.
AUGUAUUCGGCUCUCGAACCUAGGAAUAUCCUGGUGUUGGUGGUAUACGCUGGUUCGCUGAGGCAGCAAGGCUUACGUUUAGAUUUGUUUUCUUCUAUUUUGAACUCUUGGUCUUCGUACUACGAUGGAAUUGUGAUAAUGGGCGAUUUUAACGUCCAUAUUGGUGAAGUUAUUGAUUCACAUUUGGAUGUAGCUUCUCCCAACAUUUUUGAUGUUAGACGGUCAAAGGAUUUAAAGGUUGGCACGGGCGGGAGACAGUUUCUGCAUUGGUUGAUUGAACACGAUUUUAUUCUUCUUAAUGGUCGUACUAAGGGAGAUUUCCCAGGUGAACUAACUUUUUUGUCAAAAGUGGGUAGCUCGAUUAGUUUUGUUUGGAAUGAUUCUAAAGUAGAAUUGUUUGGUGAUGCCGUAUCGCAGAGUUUCCAAAAUUUAAACUUUGAUUCUAUGCCUGUUGAUGAUUUUUAUGGUAUCAUUUUGUCUGAGCUAUGCUCUAUAGCAAGAAGACUAAAUGUGUUAAUUGAAGGUGUUGAACCUUACAGGAGGAUUCGUUCCCCUUGGUUUGAUGGGUCAUGCUAUAUUCAAAAGCGAGCGAGGAACAUUGCCUUGAGCAAAUUCCGCAGAUCUAAUAGUCCGGCUGAUUUGGCUUCCUUUUUAAAUUUGAAACGACAAUAUAAUUCACUUAUUAAGGCUAAAAAGAGGAAAUAUUUUUGUAAUUAUGCUUUACAGUUGGCUAAUAUUAGAGACUCUAAGACCUUUUGGUAUCGGGUAGGAUUGAAAGCAAGGAUUUCCACUAGUGCCGGGUUUACUGAUGCCUUUUCAUUGGAAAAGGGUUUACCACAGGGUGAUUCCUUAAGUCCGAUAUUGUUUAUUUGUUAUGUUAACGACAUGGUACACGUUUUUGAUGAUUUAAGUAAAGAUUUCAUUUCUCUGGGAAACUACGAAGUCCAUUUACUUCAAUUUGCUGACGAUACAGUGGUGUUAUCCACUACCCCGAUUUAUCUACAAAGAAAAUUGGACAGGUUAUAUAAUUAUUCCUCUAAUUUGGGUUUGCGUAUUAAUUUAUCAAAGUCGAAAAUGAUAAUUUUUAAACAUGGUGGAAGGUUGAGAAAAGCUGAUAAAUUUUUCUUAAAUGGUAGAGGAGUCAGUAUUGUUAAUGAAGUUAUAUAUUUGAAGAUUCGUCUCUCAGAUACUGGCUCGUUCCAAAAUUACAUUUCUUAUGUUAAAGGUAAAGCAUUUUCCAAAAUAAAUGUUAUAAUAGAUAUCUUGAGACGGGUUAAAAACAGCCAUAUGGCUUUGUGUAAGAAACUUGCCGCCUCUCUUUUUACUUCGAGUUGGUCUUAUGGUUUGCCCUUUUGGGGGCCUUUUUGCUUUGAAGAUAUCGACUCUAUAGAACUGAUGUUCUUUCGUCGUCUUUUUUAUUUUGAGAGGCGGAUCCCAUCGUAUGCAAUUAGAUCAGAAUUAGGCCUUGAGUUUCCUCGGAAACGCUUUGUAUAA